AUGCUAAUUGCUCAAGUGGCCUUUAAGCGAGCCCCGAUAUCUGUCAAUCAGGUUGGACGUAAACGUCGCAACUUCAGCAAAGAAGCAACCGAGGUGCUCAAUGAAUAUUUCUAUUCGCAUCUUGCCAAUCCUUAUCCAUCGGAAGAGGCUAAGGAGGAACUCGCCAAGAAGUGUGGUAUUACAGUCUCCCAGGUUUCCAACUGGUUUGGCAACAAGCGAAUCCGCUACAAGAAGAACAUAGUGAAGGCCAAGGAGGAAGCGAAUAUGCACGCAGCCAUGACGGCCGCAGCUGCGGUUUCGGAAGGAACUGGACGUUUGCCGCCGCAUCCCCAUGGAAUGCCUGAUGAUCACGUGAAUCCCUCCUAUCCACACGCACCGGUGAUGUACGACUAUGACGAUCAGCAGCAAUUACAGGGUCAAUCAGGCGGGGAUCAUAGAGACAGCUGGAUGUCAGAUGAGCCUGAACGCAAACGCAGCAAAAUGUGA
Rodentolepis nana is the source of this 486-nucleotide messenger RNA. Lineage: Eukaryota; Metazoa; Platyhelminthes; Cestoda; Cyclophyllidea; Hymenolepididae. The record is from the annotation of a GenBank genome assembly.